CUUUUUAACUUUUGCGUUUCGGACCCGCCGUGUCUCCGUGGACAUGGGGAUGUGUGUGUGGGACGUGGACAGUGUGGAAGUGUGGUAGUGGAGUGAAUGAAGUCCUCCACGGAACGGGUAGCUGCUGGCUUUGUGGAGGAUUUGAAGAAAUUGCUCGGAGUUCCCCCCUCCUCCUCCCUCUCUCGCUCGCUCUCUCUCCCCUCCUCCUCCUCCACCCGUCUCCCACCGCCUCCUUCUAAUUUUUUAUGCAUUUUUCUAAACUGUCAUGGCGUAUUUGUGUCCUUGGAAAUAAAUGCGGCUGAAAGCGCUAGUGUUUGGUGAUAACCGGAGGAUGACUCUCUGGUGAGCGGGGGGUCCGGUGUCCGGAGCAGAUGCAGUGAAGGAUAGACGAUGAAGAUACACAAAAAGGACAAGCAGCAGAUGCAUGGUGGCCUUUUGAAGCAUACUCCUUCAUCCUCCACUGCGGCAGCCUCCUCUUCCUCGGACCAAAACAGCAGCAACGCACAAACUACAUUACCCACGAUCCCGCGGGGCCAGCUGGUCCUGGGCCCCAAGGACCAGCUCCGCCUUCUCAACCCUGUUGGUGCCACAGCAACGACCAAUCACAUCACGGGCCAUGCCUCCCGGCACUCCGGAGGAGGAAGAGGAAGUGAUGAAGAGGAUGGAGGUGGAGGAAGGGCCGGAGCCCGGGUGAAAAAAAAAAGAAAGAAAAAAGAGAAGCGAGAGAAGGAGAAAGCGGAGAAGGAGGAGAGGGAGAGCAGGAAACCAAAGAAACGACGGGAGGAGAAGGAGAAGGAGAGGGAGAAGGAGGUGGAGACGCCUCCUCCUCCCGGCAGGAGGUGGAAGGAAGGGAGGAAGGCGUCUCAGCGAGUGGAGCUGAAGCGGGCGGCGGAGAGGAAGGACCUCAGCCAGGUGCCCGUCAAGGUGCCCGCGAAGAGAGGGAGAAAGCCCAAGAUUAAAAUCAUCCCUCCGGCCCCACCCCCAGCAACGGAUGCUGAGGCAGUCCCCAUGCCCCUCCCCACCCUGGUGGUGAGCACCAAGGCGGGAGGACACCCCCGAAUACAGACCUCCCUGGCCCAGGCCAAGGCCCAGAAACCCAGCCAACCCCCAGCCCACAAGCACCCCCCGGCACCCAGACAGACUCCAACACCCAAGCACGCCCUGGCCAACAAGCACGCCCCAGCAACCAGGCAUCUCACGACACCCAGACAGGCGCCAGCACCCAAGCAGACCCCAGCAUCGAAACACCCUGCAGCACCUAGAAACCCUCCAGCGCCUAAAAACCCUCCGGCGCCCAAGCAGAGGGGACGCAAGCCAAGAGAUCCCGGCGUGGCCCCAGUGGAGAAGAAGAAGAAGGGGAAGAGGAGAAACCAGGAGGUGGUGGUCCCAGAGGGGCCAGAGAGCGACGAUGCAGCCUCAGUAUCCACCCUGACCCUGGGGGGAGAUGACAGCCAGGACCCCCUAGAUCACACGAAGCGGCGGUCGGGCCGGCAGGUGAAGAGGAGGAAGUACAACGAGGACCUGGACUUCAAGGUGGUGGACGACGACGGGGAGACCAUCGCCGUGCUGGGGACCGGACGAAUCGGGGCCUUCAACGCCACGGCGCUCGCCUGGCAGGCUGAGGAGCCACCUGAAGAUGAGGCAAACAUCAUCGAGAAAAUUCUGAACGUCAGAACAGUGAAGAAGGAGGGUGCUUCUUCAGAGGAGGUAGAAGAUGAAGCAGAGGAGUUCUACGUCAAGUACCGAAACUUCUCGUACAUGCACUGUAAAUGGGCCACGCUGGAUGAGCUGGAGAAAGACCCACGCAUCCACCAGAAGAUCAAACGCUUCAGGACCAAGCACGCCCAGAUGAAACACCUGUUUAUUGAGCCGGAUGAGGAUUUAUUUAAUCCAGACUACAUAGAAGUAGACAGAAUUCUGGAGGUAGCUGUUACCACGGAUACUGAGACAGGCGAGGAAGUGACCCACUACUUGGUCAAGUGGUGCAGUCUGUCCUAUGAGGAGGCUACCUGGGAGCUACAGGAGGACCUGGACGCCUCCAAGAUCAAAGAGUUUGAGGAGAUCCAGAAAAUACCUGCUGACCUCCGAUACAUAGAGCGACCCCUCCCUGAUAAGUGGCAGAAGCUGGGGCACUCCAAAGACUACCGCGGGGCCAACCAGCUCCGAGAAUACCAGCUGGAGGGCAUGAACUGGCUGCUCUUCAACUGGUACCAUCGGAAGAACUGCAUCCUGGCCGACGAGAUGGGUCUGGGGAAGACCAUCCAGUCCAUCACCUUCCUGUACGAGAUGUUCAGCCUGGGCAUCCGCGGGCCCUUCCUGGUCAUUGCACCCCUCUCCACCAUCACCAACUGGGAGCGGGAGUUCCGCACGUGGACCCCCCUCAACGCCAUCGUCUACCACGGCUCCCAGAUCAGCCGGCAGAUGAUCCUGCAGUACGAGAUGUUCUACCGAGACCCCCAGGGGAACUCUAUCCCAGGGGUGCUGAAGUUCCACGGGGUGAUCACCACCUUCGAGAUGAUCAUGGCCGACUGCCCCGAGCUGAAGAAGCUCCACUGGCGCUGCGUGGUCAUCGACGAGGCCCACCGCCUCAAGAACCGCAACUGUAAGCUGCUGGAGGGCCUGAAGAUGAUGAACCUGGAACACAAGGUUCUGCUGACCGGCACUCCUCUGCAGAACUCUGUGGAGGAGCUGUUCAGUCUGCUGAACUUCCUGGAGCCGCUGCAGUUCCCCUCAGAGAGCACCUUCCUGGAGGAGUUUGGGGACCUGAAGACAGAGGAGCAGGUGAAGAAGCUACAGGCUAUCUUGAAGCCCAUGAUGUUGAGGAGGCUGAAGGAUGAUGUAGAGAAGAACCUGGCACCUAAAGAAGAGACCAUCAUAGAGGUCGAGCUGACCAAUAUGCAGAAGAAAUACUACCGGGCCAUCCUGGAGAAGAACUUCUCCUUCCUGUCUAAAGGUGCCAACCAGCACAACAUGCCCAACCUCAUCAACACCAUGAUGGAGCUACGCAAGUGCUGCAACCACCCCUACCUCAUCACAGGAGCGGAGGAGAAGAUCCUGGACAGCUUCAGGAAGAGCCACAGCCCGGAUGCGUGGGACUUCCAGCUGCAGGCCAUGAUCCAGGGUGCGGGGAAGCUGGUGCUGAUAGACAAGCUGCUGCCCAAGCUGCUGGCCGGGGGGCACAAGGUGCUCGUCUUCUCCCAGAUGGUCCGCUGCCUCGACAUCCUGGAGGACUACCUCAUCCAGAGACGCUACACGUACGAGCGCAUCGACGGGCGCGUGCGCGGGAACCUCCGGCAGGCGGCCAUCGAUCGCUUCUCCCGGCCCGACUCGGACCGCUUUGUGUUCCUGCUGUGCACGCGGGCGGGGGGGCUGGGAAUCAACCUCACCGCCGCGGACACCUGCAUCAUCUUCGACUCCGACUGGAACCCCCAGAACGACCUGCAGGCUCAGGCGCGCUGCCACCGGAUUGGCCAGUCGAAGGCGGUGAAGGUGUAUCGGCUGAUCACCAGGAACUCGUAUGAGAGGGAGAUGUUUGAUAAGGCCAGCCUGAAACUGGGUCUGGACAAGGCUGUUCUACAGGACAUCAACCGCAAAGGCAGCGUCAAUGGGACGCAGCAGUUGUCUAAGCUGGAGGUGGAGGACCUGCUGAGGAAGGGUGCGUACGGAGCCCUGAUGGACGACGAGGACGAGGGCUCCAAGUUCUGUGAGGAAGACAUCGACCAGAUCCUCCAGAGAAGAACCCAGACCAUCACCAUCGAGUCUGAGGGCAAGGGCUCCACCUUCGCCAAGGCCAGUUUUGUGUCUUCUGGGAACAGGACAGACAUCUCCCUUGACGACCCCAACUUCUGGGCCAAGUGGGCCAAGAUUGCGGAGUUGGAGAUAGACUCCAAAUCAGAGAAGGAGUCCCUGGUCAUCGACACCCCGCGGGUGAGGAAGCAGACCCGCCACUACAACUCGUUUGAGGACGACGAGCUGAUGGAGUUCUCUGAGCUGGACAGCGACUCAGAGGAACGGCCCAGUCGCUCGCGCCGGCUGGGCGAGCGAGCGCGGCGCUACCUCCGUGCCGAGUGCUUCCGGGUCGAGAAGAAUCUGCUCAUCUUCGGUUGGGGGAGGUGGAAGGACAUCUUGAACCACGGUCGGUUUAAGUGGCACCUGACAGAGAAUGACAUGGAGGCUGUCUGCAGGGCUCUACUUGUGUACUGCCUGAGACACUACAAAGGAGACGACAAGAUCAAGAGCUUCAUCUGGGACCUCAUCACCCCCAGCAAGGAGGGCCAGGACCAGGCCUUGAUGAACCACUCUGGUCUGUCGGUGCCAGUCCCUCGCGGCCGGAAGGGCAAGAAGCUGAAGAACCAGCUGAACGCCCCUGAGGUGAAGAGCGCUGAUUGGCUGGUCCACUGCAACCCUGAGGUGGUCCUUCAGGACGACAGCUACAAGAAGCACCUCAAACAGCACUGCAACAAGGUUCUGCUGAGGGUGCGGAUGUUGUACUACCUAAAGGUGGAGGUGCUCGGAGAAGCGGCCAAUCAGGCUCUGGAGGGAAUCCCUGCCAGUAAGCUGGAGGUGGCUCUCCCGGACAUCGACUACAUCGAGAUCCCGGCUGGCUGGUGGGACAGAGAGGCAGACAAGUCCCUCCUCAUAGGAGUACACAAACACGGCUACGAGCGCUACAUGGCUAUGCGUGCGGACCCUGAGCUGUGCUUCCUGGAGAGGGUGGGCAUGCCUGACGCUAUGGCGCUAUCCGCAGAACACACCGCCGGGGAGGGAGGGGCCGAGGCCGCAGACAGUGUGUGUAAGAGCGAGGAGAUGAAGGAUGAGACGGAGUUGAAGGAUGAGACGGAGUUGAAGGAUGAAACAGAGAUGAAGGAUGAGACGGAGAUCAAGCCUGACGGAGGAGAAGAGAGGGAGGAGAGGGAAGAGGUUGAGCAGAGGGAAGAGGGGGAGCAGAGAGAAGAGGGGGAGCAGAAGGAGGCCACAUGGCCCGCUGGCCCCGCCCUCACGGCCCGGCUGCGGCGCUUGGUCGCCGCCUACCAGCGCUUCACCAUGCGCCGCGAACCCCUCCCCCUCCGCCCCGACUACCUGAUGCACGACGGCCUGGUCGGCAUGACGAUGGGAGGGGGUGGGCUCCAGCAGCAGCAGCAUCACCAACAACAACAACAUCAGCAACAACAACAACAACAACAGCACCAACAAUUCCUCCAUCAGCACACCCAUCACUCCCACCAUGGUGGGGCUGGGGGCCCGUUGGCGUGGCAACUUGGGGAGGAGCUGCGGCGGUGUUCCGUGGUCGCAACGGAGACGGACCCACUCUUUCUGGAGUGGCAGCGGAGGUGGACGCGGCGCGAACAGGCGGACUUCUACCGCACAGUGUCGUCGUUCGGCGUGGUGUACGACCCCGAGAGGAAGGCGUUUGAUUGGUCAACGUUCCGGGCGCUGGCACGGCUGGAGAGGAAGACGGACCAGAGCCUGGAGAGAUACUUCAGCUCCUUCGUCAACAUGUGCAGGACCGCCUGCAGACUGCCGCCCAGGAAGGACGAAGGCCUGAUGGAUGCGGCAGUGUUUGUGGAGCCGCUGACAGAGGAGAGAGCAGCAAGGACACUGUACCGCAUUGAACUGCUCCGCAAAAUCAGAGAACAGGUCCUGCGCCACCCGCUGCUGUCCGCCCGCCUCCAGCUGUGCCGGCCGUCUCUCUACCUCCCCGUGUGGUGGGAGGGCGGGAAGCACGACCGGGACCUGCUGAUCGGGGCGGCCCGCCACGGCCUCAGCCGCACCGACUACUUCAUCCUCAACGACCCCCAGCUCACCUUCCUGGACGCCCACCGCAACUACGUCCAGAAGGAGAGCCAAGCGGCUGUCCUCGCGGGCUACGGCCCCCACCACCACCUCCACGCCGCGGCCCAGCACCACCACCACCACCACCACCACCACCACCCCGCCGCCGCCGUCUCCUCCUCCUCCUCCUCCACGUCCUCCUCCUCGGCCCACCCGCAGCUGCCGCACCCCCACUGCUGCCUCUACGACUCGGGGCUGGGCUGCCACUCACCCCAGCCCCCAGAGUACCCCCACCCCCACUCCACGCCGCCGCCGGUGCCCUCCCACCCCCACCACCACCCCCACCUCCACCCGGCGAACCCCGACGGGCCCCAGGGCUCGGCCUCCCCCGGCCUGGCCAUGGUGUCCGGACCCCGGGCGGACUUCCUGGACUGCCCCCCGCUGGACGACGGGCUGGAGCUGGGCUCGCUGUCGGCCGACGCCCUGCACGGGGGCAAGGCCUCCAAGGAAGCCCUCAACGGCUUCCCCUUCAACUCGGCCGCCGGGGGGCAGAGCAUGCUCAACUCGUACGGGCUGGGGGGCCCGGACCUGGGCUCCAAGCUGCGCAGUGACGUGCUGGUGGGCCAGCAGGGCUCCUCGGAGGAGACGGGCCUGAUGGCUCCGUCGGUGGAGCUGGACAGACUGCAGGCUCCCUGGGACGGGACGGACCACUCCAGCCCGGCCCACCACAUGUUCAACGAGGCAGACCCCAUCCUGGGCCCCCCUACACUGGAGCCGGGCUUCCUGGAGGAGGACGAGGAGGAGGCGCAGGGGGCCGACCCAGGGGGCGAGGAAGGAGGGACUCUGGAGGAGUGCCUGGGCCUCCCGCCCCCGUCCUCCUCCCACCCCUCGGCCGAGGACGCCGGGGAGCCGCUGUCCUCCAGCUACAUGCUCUUUAAGGAUAUCGGUGUGAGUGAAGAAGCCAGCGCUGACCACACAGACCUCUCAACCAGCCCCCCUCCACCCUACGUCCCGCCUCCCCCGCUCUCCCUCUCUGACAUCACCGCCCCUGAUCCUCACGAUAGGCUAGGCCACUCUGAUGUCACAGAGCCCCUAGCCAAUCAUGACGAGGAUGAAGGAUCCCGGCAGACAGGGAGUGGAGUGUUUGAAUUUGAUGACAAGGAGGAGGUGGAGGAGAUGGAUACGGACGACCUGGAGCGGAACUUGGACCCAACAGAGGACCAGGUGCUGGGACACGGAGAGUCCAGCACACACCAAGCUGACGACCAUAGUCUAGGUCUUCUGGACGGACCCUCCCUGGUAGGGGGCCCUAUUAUCGCCAUGACCCCAGAACCAGACAUGGAAGCCGGGGAGGAAGACAGCAUGGAGACCCCACCCCAACCAUCUCCUGACCUCCUGGAGCCACCUUGUUCCAGGGAGGACCUGGAGAACAUGGCCCAGGAGGAGCUCGGCUCCCUGGGGAGGCUGGAGCUGAAGACAGCGGGCGACCCAAUGGAGGAAGAGGAGAAGCAGGGGGAGGACGUGUUGGAUGGACUGGGGCUUGGUCACAGAAUCGAACAGAACGGAAUGGAUGGAUGUUCACAGGACAUUCCGUCAGCGGACCUCCCACUCAUGGAAGGAAUGGCAGAAGGUUCUAGUGCAGAAAGGACUCCCAUGACCCCAGAAGUUCCGGACGACGAUAACCUGGGCCGAGCCAUUUCUCUCCCACCCGACUCUGCGUUGUCGCCCUGCGAUCAUGACGCAGAAGUCGUCACCGGGCAACCGGAGCCACACAAAGGAGAGCUGCAACAAAACCUUUACGCUGCACACUCCAUCAUCCACUGGUCCACCUCUGAUUCGUCCCCGACCGAUCUGUCUAUGUCUGCCUUCGAGAGGAACGAGAAAGCAGGGUUCCAGCAGUCUCAACAUGGAGUUGUAGACCAGGACGACAUGGCCAACGCCAGGAGGAUCUGUGAGGACAAACCUGGUCAGCUGGGACUGGAUGGGAAGUUCUCCGCGUGGCAGGAGGAUAGCAAACCGCACCUGGUGGGCCGACCCAUCAAGAAGGAGGAGACCAAAGGGGAGGCAAUGGAGGAGGAGUUACCUUUGUAUCCACACAAUGCUCCAGACGUCAAGCCCCCGAACCUCCUCGGAUACACCGUCAAGACGGAGGGUCUUGUGCCCAAAACAGAGCAGUUCGAGUUCUCGGUGAAACCCGAAGAGAUGGAGUCCAAGUCUGAAGAUCUGAGCUUCUCCACCAAAGCCGAGAACCAUCUUCAGUUCGCCUCAUACGGUGCUGGAAUAAAGUCAGAGUCAAAGCCAGGGAGCGUGGACUUGAUUGGGUAUCCAGACUGUAACGAACUGAAGCCCGAGACCAAAUCAGAAGGUCUUGGCUUUGACGGCUACCCGGACAGCUCUGAGAUCAAGCCUGAACCCAAGCCUGAAGGGGUUGGGUUCACAGCCUACCCGGACACGAAGGUGGAGACCAAGAGGGAGUUUCUGGAGGCUGACAGCACGGUACAGACCCACAAGCUGGAGCAAGGGGAGGGGCUGGCUGAAGCCCCUGAGAGCCCACAGGUCAAAGUUCAGAUGAAGGAGGAGAGGCCAAAAUCACCAGUGCCUGUGGUGGGUCCUACCCCGCCCCCAGCCCUCGCUAGCUCUUCCCUAGCCAUGUGUGAGAUUCCAGACAGCCUUCCAUGACGCCCCGCAGCCCACCGCAAGCUGCUGCAGGAGAAAGCCCUCUACUCCUUCUCCGAGUGGCCCAAGGAUCGCGUCAUCAUCAACCGCCUGGACAGCAUCUGUCACGCUGUGCUGAAGGGGAAGUGGCCUUCGUCCAGUCAACAGUACGACUCCCCGAGCUCUCUGGCCGCUAACCCCUGCCUGGCCAACAGCCUAGCCCAGCAUCAUCCACUCCGGGCUGGCUACCUCCCUACUACAGCCCCCUGCUCCAUCUCUGCAGGCCCCACAGGGCCCCACCAGGCCCGACUCCAACAGCCCAGCCCUGGGUUAGCCUUCUCUAUCCCUCCCCCGCUCACCAGACUACCCAAGUACAAGGCCCGUGGCGGGGCUUCUGGGCGUGGUCAGUGGCGGCUCACGUCCUUGCCUCUCUUACAGGAGAGGUUGGUGGCCCCGCCCUACCUCCCUGAGCUCAAACGGGCCGGGGGGCGGCGGCCCUACGACUAUGAGGCCGCCAUCUUGGCCUCUGCCAGCAAAACGUCGGCCUCCUCUUCCUCUUCCUUGUCCGGCGCCGUCGGCGGUGACAAACCCCCGUUGGUGGCUCCGCCCUCUCACCGCGUGGGCGGACCCAUGUUGCUCAACGGCUGGCAGGAAGUGGCCAUCGACCUGACCAAACCGUCGGGGGAUAUGGCCGGAGGCACCCGUACCAGCAGCAGCAGCAGUAUGGGAGGAGGAGAGGGUGCCAUGACGACCAUGACGACGACGACAAUGGCCGGCUCUGGCCACAAGCUCCCCCCGCCCAUCACGGCGCCGCUGGGGGGUCUGGACAUGGCGGGCAUCCUCCAGGCGGGCCUCAUCCACCCCGUGACGGGACAGAUCGUCAACGGCAACACGAGGGGAGACGACUCGCUGAGGAGGAGGCGUGGCAGGAGGAGGAACAUGGAGGCGCUGUACUCGGAGUUCGCCAAGAGCAGAGGACUCCAGCUGCAGGAGGCCAUGGGCAGGGUGGAGGCAGUCAGCCACUCCUCCGUCUCCUCCUCCACCUCCUCGCCCUCUCCCUCGCCGUCGGACCGCCCCCCCGGCCCCCCAACCCCUUCCUCCUCCUGCUCCACCCCCACCCCCGCCCCCACCCCGCCCCAGAACGACACGUUGGCCGCUGAUAGGCAGGCGGCCAGUAAGGGCCUUCUGGAUUGGCUGAGGCAGAACCCGGGCUACAGCAUGGACCUGCCAGCCUUCGCCCACUCCGGGCUCCAUGGCCUGGUGGAGCGGCCCAAGCAGCGCCGACAUCGCUGUAAAGACCCCACCAAGCUGGACGUCAGCUCCCUCACCGGGGAGGAGAGGGUCCCUGUGGUGCACCGGGGGACCGGGCGCCGGCUAGGGGGCGCCAUGGCCCCAGCCAUCAAGGAGCUGUCCCAGUGGUUGGACGCUAACUCAGAGUACUACGUAGCGCCAGACUGGGCCGAUGUCAUCAAGACCUCCGGUUUCCUCCCGGAGGUGAAGUUCGGGCGGAUCCUGACGGAGCCGAUCCACAGGGACCCGGGGUCGCGCCGGCGGGGGCGUCGGCCUCGCAGCGAGAUGCCCAAGCCCCUCCUCUCCGUGUCGGAGGCGUCGGGCCUGGCCCCGCCCCUCUUCCUGAACGGGGGUAUGAUGGGCAGCAUGGACUCCAUGGUGGCCAUGCAGAACCUCCGCGCCGGCCUCCCGGGCAUCCCCAUCUCGGGCAUCAUGGCGGCCGGCUUCCCCCACGGCUUCGCCGCGGCCGUGUCGGCGGCGGGGGCAGGGGGCUCGUCGUCCGAGGACGGCAAGAACGGCCUGAGCAUGCUGCCCAUGAUGCUCCACCACAGCAUGUCCCACCCCCAGCACGCCAUGUUCAGCGUGGGCGCGCUGAUGUCGCCCCACCCCAGCUCCUCCUCCGCCGGGGCCGCCAUGGUCACCACGACGACCACGGUGCAGUCGGCGUCGGGCGACCUCAGCCCCUCCCCCUCCCAGAGGUCGAUGACCCCGGCGGAGCGGGACGGCUCAUCCCCCUCCUCGCGUUCGGGAGGAGGAGGAGAGGGGAAGGACCGCAGGAGGGAGGAGAAGGGAGGAGGAGGAGGAGGGGGAGGGGGAGCAGGCGGCGACGGGGGUCAAAGGUUAUCGGGGGCGGACGCCGUAGCCAUCAUCACCUCCUCCAGCGGCGGUCACCUGACCUCGAGUCACCUGAGCUCGGGUCACCUGACCUCGCAGGGUGGUCACCUGAGCCUGCAGGGCGGUCACCUGACCUCGGGUCACAUGACCUCCCAGGGUGGUCACCUGGGCUUCAACCCCUUCCUCAUCCCCAGCAUGUCCCACGGCCUCCUCUACCCCCACAUGUUCCUCCCCCACGGGGGGGUCAUGACCCUGCCCGCCAUGCCCCCCACCCCCCCCAACGGCCCCCCCGCUGGCAGCCCCAAGCGGAGGAGGAAGAGGGUGAGGGAGGAGGAGCGGUUCAGGGAGGAGGAGAGCGAGGCGAGAGGAGCCGAGGAGAGAGACGCUGCGGCGCAGGCGGAGGCCGAGGCUCUCCUUCAUCCAUCCAGCUCGUCCUCCUCGUCUUUAGUCCUCCCCUCCUCCUCCUCCUCCUCCUCCUCGCUAUCUGACCCCCCAGCGGCCAACCAGAACCCUAUCACCCGGGAACCUCAACCCCCGAACCCCCCUCCAACCGGGGGCUGCUCUGGGGAGCAGAGAGAGGAGGCCGGCGAGGGAGGAGAGGAGGUGGAGAGAGGAGUGGAGAUGAGGAGAGGAGAGGAGUUAGAAGGAGGAGAGGAGGUGGCGGGAGCGGUUGUUACCAGAGAGGAGGAGGAGGAGAAGGAGGUGUGUGAGCCCGACAGACGUAUGGAAGGAGAGGAGGGCUAGUGGAGAACAGAAGGGAACAAGGGAACGAAGGAGUACAAGCGAUUCCACCUUCACCUCCACCCUCGGGCGCUCCUCCUUGACUGCAGUGUAAAGUUUGUGUCGUGUCCGUCGAUGUUUAUGUAAAAGACUUUGUAACGAUGACCAUGAGGACUCGGUAUGAUUCUAUAUGACAUGUUUGUACACCUAUAAGUACACCCCACAACCCGCCUCUAUAGUGCUCCUACAGAGGACAAACUCGUCUGUCAGUCUUUCUCUUGGUGCAGAGUGCAAACAAACUCCUCCCCGCCUCCUCCCGCCUCUCCAUAUCGGAGGAGCGCUUCAGUAUUGGUGUGUGAAUAGUAUCGUAGUGAUGUGAGCUGCUGUCUUGUUGAUCUACUUUGGGAGGUUAGGGUGUUCCAACCGGGCACACUAUGGUGGGACACUGAGCUUCUACACAGACAUGGAGACGUGGACUGUUGGUUGGGAGGGAAACUGACUGAACAUGUGGUCCUACUCAGACGAUGUUGUUGCCUCAGGGUGAGAGGUGAAAAAGUUACAAUCAACAAUUGAGUCAUUUUGGAGACUUACGGUGAAUACAGUUAAUCAAGGAGCUGGUAGGGGUUAGACAGUGAAUACAGAGACAGUUCAUUAAAGACCAGGUAGGGUUUGGAGAGUGACUACAGAGACCUUCGUUAAGGGGCAGGUCAGGGUUAGACAGUAGAUACAGAGAGAGACAGGUAUGGGAUAGACGUCUUUCUCACGGAGGCCUGCAGGUAGAUGAAGUAUGGAGAGCAGUUGUAGUCAGACCUCCCGUAUAGUGCACAAUUCUGUCGUUCAUCCUGUACUCCAAAUUGACUUGGUUGUAUGAAUACAAGAGUCCAGAUUUAAUUUUACAGAAACCUCAUUAUCUUUACAUAUCUGCCGAUAACUAUAGAUGAGGUGGUAUUUGUAGAUCUCUAUCGAUGAGUUCCCCAUGGAUGGUGAAUCAUAUACAGGAAUCUACACAUACAUGAAGAGGUGUGCGUAGAUUCCUAUAGAUUCCGCUAAUGACUAGUCCACCCUGAAGAAAAUAAAACAUGUCUGAGUCGGACUGCAGGAGAAUGAGAGAGGUUCUGAUGCUCAGAGUAUUUCACCCUGCUCUCCCUUGCACACAUUGGUGUUCUGAGCGACAAGUUGAACUAGCCGUAGGCUUUAAUAGAGUUGGAGGAGCUAAGGACCCUCUAGGUCAUGUGACUGGGACUUGGAGUACUUUCAUUGGUUGGUUGGUGGCCAAUAUGAUUAGGGUUCUCAAUUGUUCUGAAUGCAACAACAUGGAGAGUCCAUCAAUUUAAUCAGUUCCCAAAUAUUCCAGUCAUGUAACUUAAAUCUUAAGAAUUUGUCACCUUUUCAUUUCCGAGACGAUAUCAAUGUUAACGUUAGAAACGAUCAUUGGAUAUUGAUUAUGUAUUUGUAUUGUCCACCUUUUAACAGUAGGAUCAUGUUGUAUCAGUGUUAGAAUGCUACAAGUUGGAUGAAACAAUCCCGGGCAUGAAUGUUGUAUCUUGAGUUAAACCAAGCCGUCUGCCAGUCACCCAGAUUUCAUUUUAGUUUCACUUUCAUAAUGUUUUUGUUUUGAAGCCACCAUGCUGCUGUGUGGCCGCGUUCAAAAGAAAAGGUCAUUGAUCUCCUGUCUAGGAAAAAUAACCAGUGCUGUGUUCCAAUAUCCAUACUUCCAUGAGUCACUUAAACGUGGUGUUUGUAAUAACACCGUUCUUUUUUCAGUAACGGGGUAAUCUAACUAAUAACUGUUUCCGUCGUUACAACGCUGUAACUGUAUGUUAAAUGAGGUGCAUUACUAUUAAUUGAUUGUGAUUGAACUACGUAAUCCGAACGCACCCCUGGCUCCACACACAAACUGCUCGGGAGGAGACCGGGUGGGUUAACAACGAGAUAAGCAAUUAUGAUUGGCUAAGGCAGAGUCAUGUUUCAUGGUAGCCAAUCGGAUCCAGUGUUUUUACAGUCCUUUCAGUACACAUAUUUUCGCCCGAUCUGAAUUGGAACGCCCUACUUACUCAAACUAAGGCUAGUAAGUACGGAUUGUAUGGAUAUUGGAACACAGGAGAGAACAAAGGAAGAAACCAAACUAAGAUACUAAAAUAUGACUCCAUAAACGACCUGGAAGGGUUUGAUCGGACAUGGGAGCUGAGAACAAUCCUGAGAUUAUUUGGUUUCAUUAUUUUUGUGAGAUGUUUGUCUAAAGAUGUUUUUGUACAUUUUUGCAACACAUAGUCACUUUGAACCCCUGUUGGUCCUGUUACCAGGCCCUAAUUAAUGUACUUCCUGUUUGAAAGGCAACACACGGCAUCACACACUGUCCAAUAAGCAGCCAGGGGGAGGGGAGAGGAUCCCAGUAGAAGCGGUUCUAUUGGUCGGUUGGGUUCAGAGGUGGAGGAGUUGGAAGCAUUGUCAAGGGACUUGUAAUGUUGUAUUUCACGUAAAUUGUUUGUUCGGAAAAUCUGAUGUGUCCGUAUUCAGCCGUUUGUCUCAAAGGGAAGAGUAUGAGAAGCCAGUGGACAGGGAGGGGGGAAGAGGAGGGAGACAAAUAGCGUUGUAAUAAUUAUACUCCCGAGUUCCCCUCGAUCCGCACGCAAGGACGAAAGGUGUCACUCCAUCUCCAUCCAUGGCUGUAUAUCGCUUUCUAACUCUCCUCAUUCACUCUGCGUUUGCUGGUCUUGAUGGUCCACCGACCGAUGGCGUGACUUACAUGGUGUGUUUGUAAGGAACCAUGUUGUCCUCUGUGGGAUGCAACACUCUACAUUAAGAAGGGGCAAAUCAUAGGCUUUAUUUGCUCUCAUGACAGGGUAUGUAUUUUGGUAGGGGGUUGUACGUCAGUGUUGUUCUUUUUGAAACGAUGUCGGCCUGUUUUUUUCUUCUGUUACCUGUAAAUGAAUACAUUUUUGCACAGUAUAUUUUGAUGAAUGUUUACCUGUCAAUGUACUGUCUGUUCUUUCCCCUUUUUUUGUUAGGGCGCGUGUUGCCUUUCUGUUUGUGUGCUUGUGUGCUUGCAUGUGCACACAUGCACACACACAGUUCUGUCCCGGACAUUAUUAUUAUUAUUAUUAUUAUUACUGAGCUGUCUAUUUUAUCUCUCUCGCCCCCGAAGGACACCUUCAAAAAACAAAAAAACAUGACAGAAUUAUUGUUGCCUUGUCACAAUAAUGUGGCUACAUAUAAUUUAUUGUACACUUUAUCUUUUUUUUUUUUUUGCUUUGCCAAAUUCACACCAAAUAUGUUUUUUGUUUCUUAGAUUUCAUAUACUCCACGUCACAUGCCUUAUUUAGCUAGCUUUAUAUAGCCACUUUGUUACGUCUUCAUAUUGGAAAUUAUUAUAUCAAGACUUAAGUUUAGUUGAUGUUACCCAUCAGAUGCAUGCAUACACAGCCUUGCCCAUGGGCAAGAACAACCAGAGGGGUAGAAGUGAACUGGUAGUACUCUGGUGCCCUAGUUCAAAGUCUCUCAUUGAGACUCUUGUGUCGCCCACGUUGCCUUUUAAAAGUUUGAUCUGGAAUUCUAAUCAAUCGGCCUUGAAGCACAAAGGAGAAUAUGACACAGCAGUGCCUCUGAAGUCCCUUUAGUCUCUAUCGACUGUGUAACAGCCUGGCAGUGGCACAGUGGCUCCCAUUGCUGGGAGGUGGGAUCUCCCUGGCUGGGAUGGCACUGUUUGCAGACGAUUUCAUGUUUUAUCUGCAGUUGUUAAGGACUAAACCAGGUCUCUACAAGUAGCAUCUGGCUAAGCAACGCACACGUUGUAUGCAUACAAAUUAAGAAUUGGAUCUUUUGAGUUCUUGUGUGUCUAAAUAUCGAGCGAUUUGGCAACAACGUACCAAAAGAUGACUAUAAUAGAGUUCAGUUUGUUUCCUAUGUUUUAAACCAACAAAAACACCAUCCUCCAUAAUUCCACAGCCCACUCACGCACCCAAUGUUUUGUUACUUGUUAGCUCAGGUGCGAAAGAACGAGUAUAACAUUCACAGGUCAAGUUUGUUACAACUGUCAGAGGAUUUUCUAAGUCUUGUUAUGCCAUAUAUUAUCUUUUCUUUGUCUUGGCUGUGUUUGUUGUUGGCUCUUCUCCUGUAGCUCCUUUCAUGGCACUUCAAAUGUUAAGUAAAGUAAUGCAGAUGUAUCUCUGGUCACAAAUCUGAUUCCAAAAUAUUGCAGAUGAAGUCUGCUAAUGUUUCACUAAUUCUUGUUACAUGUUCUGACAAGCAGUCAAACUGUGAUGAACUUAACUUGUGCCACAUAGCACAUAGGUGGAGGGGUAAGUUAAAUUAGCCUGUUAUAUAACCAGUGAGUAUUCGACUGAAAUUCAACAUUGUACCAAAUGAAUGAAUCACAUCAAGACUGUUUUUGUUAUUGUAUGCACAUUAAUUGGAAGAUUAGUAUUUAACAAGAACAGAUGUCGUUCAUGCAAGCAAAAUAUUUUUCAUGUUCCAAGUUUCAAAAAUAAUUGAUUGUUAGGGAAAAUCCAAACCCGCUGAUCCCAAACUGCCAGGAUCCAGGGCUAAACCUUCUCAAGAUGUAUUACAUGUAUUACUAAUAGUGGGUUGUACCUUAGAAAGAUCCACCCCCAAAAGUCUGUUGCAGGGGAAACUACUACAUGUCUUCAUGAAUACUAUUUCUUGUAUAUAUAAUAUUUAGCGUAUUAUUUCCCUCCACAGCAGCAAAGGAGUAACACUCCAGGUCCAUUACUCUAAUGCACUUUUAACACAUUUGAUCCGGUUUCGAUGCGACUUCUGAGUUCGGAUCGCAAACUGCGACUACUUUGCGAUUGGGAUUCAGUAGUCUCAUGAAGCCCAAUGUCUAACAGAGAAACUGCUGUGUUGACGGUAUUCAAAGCAGUUUCUCUCUACAGUCUGACAAAGGGUCACUUUUCAUAGCAGAAAACGACAAGUUAAAAUGGUAAAACAGGCAAUCAGCAUGUAUUAGACACGUAUCACUAUAGAAUGAUAUACCGAGAGAAAUAAAAACACUUGCCAAACAUGCCACCAACACACUGCAAAUGGUUUAACUAUUAUUUUCAAGGUGUCGGUAUCCAGUUGAGUUACGUUAAUGUCUGUCUGUAAACCACCUCAUCCGAACCGUUCUGCUAACCGCUAUCAACAUUGACCCAGCAGCACUGCUACAUGACGCUAACGACGAUACCUGGUUGAUCCAGACGUACAACCUCCGAUGGUGAAUUAAAAACUGUUGUGGUGUGUUAUUCCGUUUUUUUUUCAGUUUGUAGCUAGCUCUGUAGCUGGCGCUAGCUCGGUUCCCCCCAUUUGGACCAAUAUCAUCAUCACAACUUGGUAUGUGUGAUCUUUUAUUGUGCAAUAAAAGACGACUUUCAACUUGUACCUCAGAUGUCCUUGGUCUGAUUAUCCAAAAUAUGCCCUGUGCUUCUCUGUUCUAGGUUUUUCAUACCAACCCUGUCAGUAUCGUUCCUAAUCACGGGCAGAUCUACAGGGGGCCAAGGGGGGGCAGCCCAACUUUAGAGUCUUGCAGCCUCCCUAUUUUUUUUUAAACUACUCAUGAAAAAUAAACCGUCACUAUGUCCACAAGCCUCCCAAAGCAUUGAAACAAACAAUAAUGAACCAAAGGUGUAUAAUUGGAAAUUUAAUCUUAGGCCCCUGCCCCUCAAAUACUUUACCACGGCCCUGCAUCCAACGCAUAGCGGAGCUCAGCUCACACCGUCUCUGCCACACGCAGCUGGAGUGCCGUGCAAGGCUGCAACAGAGCCCGGCAAAGAGUGGAUUGACUUGCCUGUCCU
Molecule: messenger RNA, 17060 nt
Organism: Gadus chalcogrammus (walleye pollock)
Lineage: Eukaryota; Metazoa; Chordata; Actinopteri; Gadiformes; Gadidae
Gene: chd6
Product: chromodomain helicase DNA binding protein 6
Molecular function (GO): protein binding; ATP-dependent chromatin remodeler activity; ATP binding
Source: RefSeq, a predicted model, not a curated record